AUGGCUUUUCUACGAGGAAGUGCAAUCCGAUCGCCCACUGACAAUGUUAUUCGCUUUGGAAAUAACAGUACGCCGACGCCGGACUGGAGUCCAGCCAGCCCUCAAUGGAAUCCAGAAGACGAUACUUCGGUGUCACCAUCGGAACCAACUUCCGCGUUUCCUCGCCGGCCACGAAAGGUGGCCUGAUUCCACGAUGGAGGUGGUUUUUUGUUCAAAGCAUGGUCCGGCGAUGGGGAGAAGUGGAAAGCGGAUCGAGCCUGUGUGUGUCUACAAUUCGAGGACCUGUAUGUAACCAAGCUGGGAUGUAAGACGCCUAUAGGGAAGUCGCUAGAUGAGAUGCUACGCCGAGAUACUACUACGUCUGUGGAAAUAAGGAAUGUCGCCGGAGGGCGCAAACUGACAAGACUGAUAAACGAAGUGGCCGGAAGGCAAUAG
Molecule: messenger RNA, 435 nt
Organism: Cylicostephanus goldi
Lineage: Eukaryota; Metazoa; Nematoda; Chromadorea; Rhabditida; Strongylidae
Source: the annotation of a GenBank genome assembly